Molecule: messenger RNA, 1251 nt
Organism: Nestor notabilis (Kea)
Lineage: Eukaryota; Metazoa; Chordata; Aves; Psittaciformes; Psittacidae
Product: protein YIPF4-like
Exons: 3
Biological process (GO): endoplasmic reticulum to Golgi vesicle-mediated transport; vesicle fusion with Golgi apparatus
Cellular component (GO): trans-Golgi network; membrane
Source: RefSeq, a predicted model, not a curated record
UUUCCUAAGGUUGUUUCUUGGAUUAUAACUAUUUGGAUAUUUGGAUCCUUGACAAUUUUUUUACUGGCCAGGGUUCUUGGAGGAGAAGUUGCUUAUGGCCAAGUUCUUGGUGUGAUAGGAUACUCCCUACUUCCCCUCAUUGUCAUAGCACCUGUACUUUUGGUGGUUGGAUCAUUUGAAGUUGUUUCUACCCUAAUAAAAUUGUUUGGAGUCUUUUGGGCUGCUUACAGUGCUGCAUCAUUACUAGUUGGAGAAGAAUUCAAGACCAAGAAACCCCUUCUAAUUUAUCCAAUCUUUUUAUUAUACAUUUAUUUUCUGUCCUUGUACACCGGGGUGUGAUCUAGUACAAGAUGUGGCCAGAAACCGUAUUUUAUUCACUUGCAGACUGAUAACGCAUAAGAUUAAGGAGGCUGGAGAUAAUACAAGUGACUGUUUUGUAUCCAGUUGUCAAGAUGUUUUAAGAUCGAAGAGCAUAUUUGUGUAUAUUAUUUAAUGAAGCAAUUGUAGCUAUAUAGAUUUGUAUCAAAGUUCUAGGUUUGUUUAAGACUCUUCAGAUUUUAAUGAACAAAAUAAAAGAACCUUGUGUUUUAUAACAAAGUGUAGCAAAACCGCAACUCGAUACCUGUGCCAAAAGCACUAGGACCAGAUUACUAUAUUGGAGGAGGAAAAUGAGAAGUUAAUGGUAAUGAUCUCAAAGUGCAAUUUUUCUUUUGAGCUUAAACACAGCUGGCUUUUUUGGCACAGCAAGUUCUGUAGAUAAUAUAUAUUUAUGAAACAGUCCUGAUUGUUCACAGAAUAGUCUGUAUAAUCAAGACAUGAAGAUACUACUUUUAAUUUAGUGCCUCAAGUACUUUGAUUUGGCUAUUGAGUUUUUAUAAAUUCCAAUUUGUUUUCAAAACAUGUAUAUACUGUGUAUUUUGUAUCUAUGGCUUGUGUGUAGCGUAAAUACUCCUUGGUUAAGGAUGUAUAUUGGGUUUUUAAAAAUCGAAGAUACAAGUAUUUGAAGUCUUCAUUUACUAUCUCUGACCAAAGGAGCAAGAUAUUUACUGUGCAACAUAAUGAAUUGAAAUGCAUCUUUAGAGAAUAAAAUUAUUUUACUUAAAAGUAUAAAUUUACAGAGAAACAGGCAAACACCUUUCCCAACUGUAGAGAUGGCUUAAUGUUGCAGAACAAAAAGAUGAUCUAUCAAAUUUGUGUGAUCUUUAAACAAUGUUAUUUUAUGAUGACAAAAUAAAAAUAAUGCUUCCCUAA